AUGUUUUCAAAUAAUUUAAUUGAAACUGUUCUUGAAGAUGUACAAUUUCCAGUUUAUAGAAUUCGCUUUCCCGCUAUUACACUAUGCAAUACCAAUCGUAUAAAUUGGAACCGAAUUGAAGAGGCAAAAGCAAAAUUUUUACCGCAAAAUCGUUCGCAGAAUACUGAAAAUCUAUUUGAGAAUUUUAUGGCAAUGUUUGAAAAUUAUCGCUUUGGGUUUUUUGCAAAUUUUUCAACUAAAUUUGAAAAUGAAUCUUUAACUGAGCUAGACCAAAUUAAUUUAAAUGAAGUACUAGAGUUUUUGAUGUUUAGAUGCGAAGAGAUGUUUUCAACGAAUAGCUGUCUUUGGAGAAAUAAAGAAUUCAAUUGUUGUGAUGAAUUUGAUUUGCAAAAAACAGUUUACGGGCAUUGUUUUACAUUUAAUUCCGAAAUAACGACAAACGGUAGAGCAAAAUUUAAUGAUAUAAGCUACCCAAGAAGAUCACCGGGCGGAGGCCCCGGCAGUGGUUUAAGAGUACAAGUAAAUUUACAUCCAGAUAAAAAAAGACCAGGGAAUACUCAGGCAAACGGAUUACAGAUAAUAUGUCAUAAGUCAACAAUAUGGCCUACUGGUCAAGGAGUUUCAUUCUCCAGUACUGCAAUAGCACGUACAGAAACAGUUGUAGUAUUACAACCCGAAAUUUAUGUAGCCGACAAAAAAAUAUCAAAAUUACACUUAGAUCAGAGAGGAUGUUUAUUUGAGGAUGAAAAAGAAGACAACAUUUACGAAUAUUUACCAGGUCAACAAUACAGUUUCGGAAAUUGUUUGUUUCAAUGCAAAUUGCGAUAUGCACAAGAAAAAUGUGGGUGCAUUCCGGAUAUGUCAUUUCCAGCUGGUAACAAAACUAAACGCCCGUGUCGAGCAUCCGAUUUUAAAUGUCUAGGAGAAAAUGAUAGUAAUUUUUGUUUGAAGUGUUUUGAAAUGGUGUCUUAUUAUAUAAGAUCUCUUAUAUGUGUGAUUGUAGGUAUUUUUAAGCAGUUUGCCUUGAAAGGUUUUCAAGCUGAUGUUCCGGAUACAGCAUUUAUGUAUUGCCGUUGUGCAUUUACUUGCACAAAAACUGAUUAUCAUGGGAAACGACAAUACUACUUGUAA
Condylostylus longicornis is the source of this 1131-nucleotide messenger RNA. Its product is annotated as pickpocket protein 19-like. The transcript is spliced from 5 exons. NCBI's taxonomy places the organism in Eukaryota, Metazoa, Arthropoda, Insecta, Diptera, Dolichopodidae. Gene Ontology annotation, cellular component: membrane. The record is from RefSeq and is a predicted model, not a curated record. Bases 1 to 1131 code for a protein of 376 amino acids. Gene Ontology annotation, biological process: sodium ion transmembrane transport. Gene Ontology annotation, molecular function: ligand-gated sodium channel activity.